AAUUAAAACCAACCCUAAGCUCUUUUUAUCUCUGCUCUAAAGGUAGCCCCAAUUACUGCUAACUUAAGCAUCAGAGUGUCUACCCCGAGUUUCACCUCGGGGCUUUGCAGGUCAUCCCGGAGUGCAGACGUAGAUUAAAGAAGGACUUCUGGUUUGGUGCAAUUACACACCUCUAAAGAAUCUAUGACCUUUACUGACCCAAUCAAUUGCAGACUUUAGGAAUUGCUUAUCUUCCAACUACCACAAUCUUUGAGUGGGAUUUUGCCAUCGAUCCUUCUUUCUUCAUUAUUGUCAACGACUACAAACUUUUCCACUGCUUGGACAUGGCUGAACACUACAUCAUCAUCAUCGUUCUUACUAUCUGAAGAAGUAUCGCGCCGGAAGCUGGAGAUGUUGCCGGAAAAACCAUCAUCCAAAGACUCAUUUGAUGACCACUACCCCGAAUCGACCCCUAUAGGAUGGGAGGAUGAAAUCCACGUGUUUUGCUCUUCCUCAUCUUCUUCUUCUUCCCGACUCUUCCCCCCGAAGCUCCCCUUAAGCCACCGACUUCUUCCUCCUUUGAAAACCAGUAGAAGACUUGAAAUUUCUUCUUUCCUUCUUGUUCAAGAAUUGAUUUGGGGCUUAGAAUCUUCCCUCUCAACCUAGAAAUCCCGGAUCUGCUCUGCUUCUUCCUCCCUUGUCCGUCGGGUUCUGCUGGGUUUGAAUCCUUCGGCUUUUUCUGGUAAGAUUUAGCCAUGAAUUCAUCUCUUUAGCUUUGAAUUUGGCUUGGGUUUACCUUGAAUUGUGUUUUGGUUUUUGGAUUGGGUAGCCGCGAGUUCCCCUGCAGAAUUUCUUCUUCUCUGCCGCCGGCUUCUCCCCCCUGCUAGGCUCGGUUUUGCUUGUUAAAUUCUGGUAUGUGACAGCCCUCCAACCCCGAAUUUGUCCGUUGAUUUGCUGCCUUGAAUCUUGAAUUUUCUGCCUUUGAUUUGCCCUUGUACUGUUCGGGAAUUUCUGUUGAAAUUGGGAAUGAAUUUUGGUAGCUUUAAGCUAUGUUUUUAAGUGUGGUUUAAGUAGAAAAUUAGCUUGAGUUGGCCUGUAGUGAUUUUUGGAGAAAACCCGUGAGAUUAUUUUGGAGGAUUGCAGUUACUGUUCACGUCGUGGAUACUGUUCACGGGUACUGUUCAUAGGCACUGUUCACACAUCGAGGGUCAAUAAUUAACGGGGAUUUAAAUGAUUAGUUUGUGAUAUAAGAAUGAAUGUGGAGAUGUCCGGUUAUGUGAAGAUUGAUAGAAAUAGCACCGUGAUUAGGGGUAGUCCCGAUGAUGAUUUUACUUUGAAUUUGUGGUAGCGCGGUAUUAAUUGUGGAAUAUUGUGAUUAGGUUUUGAUCGUUCUGUCACCGUAGCACUUGGGUUAGCCUUCUGUUCUGUGCGAGUAAGGUAAGUAAAUCAUGGUAAAGCCCUUCGAUUUUAAAGCAUGUUUUAAACUGUUUUUGAGAUGGUGGCAAGGUUUAAAUUGAUUUUAAAUUGAUUUUAUCAGCAUCUGAGGGUGAUUAAACUGAAAUGAGAAUUUGGAUGAUUUUCAUGAGAAUUUCCUUGUUUUUUUCUGAAAUUGAGCAUGAUUGGAAUGAAAAUAAGGAUUUUAUUGAUUU
Rubroshorea leprosula is the source of this 1628-nucleotide messenger RNA. NCBI's taxonomy places the organism in Eukaryota, Viridiplantae, Streptophyta, Magnoliopsida, Malvales, Dipterocarpaceae. The record is from the annotation of a GenBank genome assembly.